Messenger RNA from Exaiptasia diaphana, 1460 nucleotides. RefSeq names its product beta-1,3-galactosyltransferase 5. The coding region runs from base 188 to 1225 and encodes 345 amino acids. The record is from RefSeq and is a predicted model, not a curated record. The transcript has 2 exons. Gene Ontology annotation, cellular component: membrane. Lineage: Eukaryota; Metazoa; Cnidaria; Anthozoa; Actiniaria; Aiptasiidae. Gene Ontology annotation, molecular function: hexosyltransferase activity.
GCUCACUCGCUUACAACCUUGGCGAAUUCAUAUGCAGGCCUGGUCGCAAAUCAAUCACCCAGAAAAUCCAUCGACAACAUUCAUUGUACUGUAAACCUUUUAGAACUUUUGAGCCUUUCUCUACUGGCAUAUACAUAGCAGUAAAAGUCUCCCUGCUGAAAGGUUGUCAUUCGUAUUCCUGAGGAUCAUGCGUCCUUGCACUUUGCUAAAAAGACGAGUGUUGGCCGGACUUUUAAGUUUUGGAGCUAUCCUAUACAUGAUAUUUGUCGUCUAUUUUGUAUUGAAAAGAAAUAGAAAUGUUUUAGAACAUUUUGAUAAGUUGAACGAAAAGAACAGCAGUGCGGGCACACUACCAAAGAGACCAACACAGACCAUGCCACCAUUAAAGAAUGGGUUUCAGCUCGUCUUUCCUCAUAUUGAGCCAAAACUUUCUCYCGAAGAUCAAAUCCUUUAUUUAGUUGUAAUGGUGACCAGUUCAGCGAAGGGUGAAAAUCAUAGAACUUUGCGAAAAACAAUCCGUCAAACGUGGGGUGAUACAAAACUAUCAGAUARAAACACCCCAAAGUGGAAGAUGUUCUUCUCUCUGGCCAUCAGUGAUAAUCAACAAGAAAAUGAAGCGAACGAGAAAGAGGCACUCGAAUACAAUGAUGUGAUCAUAGGAAACUUUACAGAAAAAUACGAAAACCUUGUAAUGAAAGUAUUCAUGGGUCAUUAUUGGGUCAUCAAUAGAUUGUCAUGCAGGUAUGUUUUGAAGGCUGAUGACGAUGUUUAUGUACGUGUUCCAAGAUUAAUAUCAUGGCUUGUCAAGUCUGGAUCUCCCAAGUCUUUUUACGGAGGACACAUUAGACUAGAUACAUACAAAUUUAUCAUUCGCGAUCCUUGGGAAAAAUGGUACUUGUCGUAUGAAGAGUACAGCGAAACCUUUUAUCCACCAUGGUGCAAUGGCCCUUUUUAUGUGAUAUCUAGUGAUAACAUACCUAAAUAUCUCGAUUAUCUUCACAUUAGAAAUCCAUUCAAGAACGAGGACACAUACACUGGUGUAAUAUCUCAUGAACUCGGUAUCAAUGCCACAUUGAUUCCUGGUUUUAAAUUCAUUUAUUCAAGAUACAAAARCGUGACUAUUGAAUUCAAACAUCUUAUAGCUCUUGGCCAUAAUCUGCUGGCCAAAGAUCUAAAACGUUUUCAUGCCUAUUAUACACAAAACUAUGCUCUGACAUCAGGGUGAACAAAUGUUGUAAACUCCCUAAGACUCUCAAGUAAUUUAGAAAGCUUAGAAAUAAAAGAAAGAAUAGCAGCUUACAGUUACAGUCAGCGAACGUCACGCGUGAACGCUCAUCUUCCAUUAUAAAAGUUGACUAGAUUCAUUUCGAAAAUUCGAUUGUUGAAAACAAAAACUCAAUCAUAAAAUUGAUUAAUGGAGAGUCAAAUCAAAUAAAUUGGUUUUUUCUUUGAUCAGUUAA